AUGAAGACGAGCGGCCCGACGGAGAUGGAGGUAAGGUACACGCAAGACCAGGCCGGGGUCGAUUCAAACGGGCACACCAUCAGCUUCCGCGGUUUCAUCCAUGCCCAACUGCCGCGAAGGAAGAAGAAGGCGCUGACGCCUCCCAACGAGCCAGCGAGGCUGGCAAGCAAACAAACACCAGGUAUCCGGGCCCUCUUCAGCAUGAGCUCUGGACCAAUCAAGCAGGCAAGGUUGGCGGUUGCGGCCUGUUUACCCACGGGCGGCGCAGAUGAGGAGGUUACAUUGGACGGUCAUUCAGUGAGGCCAUGUUGGUCUUCGAUGGCCGGUGAGCAGGGGGCCGUCGUCCAAUGGCGAAAGCAGCCGUCGCUCUCAUCUGCCCUACAGCAUGGCUACGGGAGGGUGUCGAACACUUUGGGAUUUCCUGUCUCGUGCGUGUUGGUUCUGAGGCCAGCCAACGGUAGCAUCGAUGAUCUUCAUGCAGUGAGGGGAGAGAGGGUGAACAUGAACAUGGAAGAAAAUGAGAGGGCACUGGCCGAUCGCCAGGAGCCGAUGAAUCAUGGCCGACGUACCCGAGAUUUGUUUCUCCUGCCAUGGGCUGCCAUGGCAGGUGCAGUGCAACAAACUGUGUGCGCACGCCCGCACCGCACAGCAGGCAACUGCAGGCUGCAUGAUGCGGCCGCCCUCACACCAAGACACCCUCGAAAGAUGGCGGCGGAAGACGACAGCAAGGAGAUGAACCAACGGCCGGUGGGCGUUGGUUUUGGCAGUUGGGGCGACGGGGAACCUGGGACGGGAAAGUCUGAACUCUGA
Messenger RNA from Colletotrichum lupini, 810 nucleotides. RefSeq lists its product as uncharacterized. The record is from RefSeq and is a predicted model, not a curated record. NCBI's taxonomy places the organism in Eukaryota, Fungi, Ascomycota, Sordariomycetes, Glomerellales, Glomerellaceae. The transcript has 4 exons. The coding region runs from base 1 to 810 and encodes 269 amino acids.